Striga hermonthica is the source of this 2697-nucleotide messenger RNA. The record is from the annotation of a GenBank genome assembly. Lineage: Eukaryota; Viridiplantae; Streptophyta; Magnoliopsida; Lamiales; Orobanchaceae.
AUGGAUCAGCAAAAAUCUGUCCAUGAGGUUGUUAAUCACGAGAAACAGAUGUUAACUUUGAUGUAUUCAAAGGGUAUGUGGAAUUGGGACAGUGAUGUUCUUAAGCUUUACCGAAAGAUCCGCACACUAUACGAAAAUGCUCUGCUGGACAUGAAUCAGCUAGUCGAGCAUCAAGUAACCGAGUACCACUUAUGGAGGCUUCAUUAUCAGCUCAUAGACGAAUUCCGUAAAAAAAUCAGAAAACAGUCCCAUAAUGCAGAAACUGUGAAAAAGGACAAUUCACCAGAAUGUGUCGGUUCAGAGAGAAAUAUCGAUAAGGAGGGGUUGAAAGGAUUUGUGGCAUUUGUAUCUGAGGCAAAUGAAUUUUACCAAAAGCUGAUUAUAAAAUUUCGGAAUAGUUGUGGGCUCGUGGGAGAGGUUUUCCUAAACAAUGAGCACCGUGCUGCAGUUUCUGCUGAGCCACAAAAGGCAGCAUAUGCUUGUGAAUACACGUGCCACCGCCUAUUGAUUUGUCUCGGGGACCUUGCUAGAUAUGGUGAGAUAGUCAAGAGAUCGGAGGCCUGUGAGUGGUCAAUUGCGGCUAAGUAUUAUUUCGAGUCGAUCAGAACUUUUCCAGAUAGUGGAAAUCCUCAUAAUCAGUUGGCUUUACUGGCAACAUAUGUUGGUGAUUCUUUUCUUGCAUUAUACCAUUGUGUAAGAAGCUUGGCACUCAAGGAGCCUUUUCCGGAUGCCUGGAGAAAUAUUAUGCUACUUUUCGAAGAGAACAGGUCAACUGAGUUGCCGUCAAUUUCCAGCCAGAUGCAGCUCGACUUUUUAAACCCUUCCAAGAAAAUUUAUUCGUCAAAGACGUCCCGUGAAGAGAAUAACUGUGCACGUGACAGUAAAUCAGAAAACACGGAGAAAAAUUUUUCCGAAAAUCUCGAAUUAUGGCCCCUUCUUGUCAGAACUAUAAGCUUCCUUCUAGUCAGAUCUAGUUUGGAUGACUUUCCGCGCACUCUUGCUUCUGCCUUAAACAGCUUAGAAGCUUUAUUGGUAGCGAAUAAAUCGAAACUGGCCAUAUCUUUGGAGUCUUACCAAAGCCUAGACUCUUCCAGGAAAGGCCCUUAUCGCGCUAUUCAACUAGUCACCGUAUUCAUCUUCGUUGCCCAUAGCCUGACCGAAAGCCUCGAAAGAGACGAGUCAAAGUCAACUGAAAAACGUGAAGAAAAACACUCCGAACUUAAAUCACUAGCGUUUGCUGCUAUGUUCAUUUGCAUGGGCCGGUUUACUGAGAGAUGCAUGCAAAAGGGCAGUAGUGCGGAUAGUUGCCCACUUCUACCGGCUAUGCUUGUAUUCACAGAGUGGUUUGUGGGUUCACUUGGCACCGUCAAAACUUACAAUGCCGACAAAAGGGUUGCAAAUGCUUUGUCUUACUUCCUCAACACUUUGGCUGACCUCUUGGACCGAGUCGAGCUAAAUGGAGACGAACCCUUUUCGGAUAACACUGCCCUAUGGGAGGAUCACGAGCUGCGGGGCUUUUACCCGUUAUCACACGUUCAUCAGACACUGAAUUUCAAAACUAAUCAUGAUUGUGUGGAAAUAUCCAAAUUUAAAAAUGAAUGCAGGUUGCAGCGCCUGUUUACUGCUGCAAAAAGAAUAAGCGAUGUCCACCGAAAUUCCGAGCUAUCCAAUUCUUUGAAUUCAGCGAGAAAAUCUUCGGACCAAUCCUCUCACGAAUCUAAUAUGGGCCUAAUAAAAGCCCAUACCGUGACUGAAGACGAGGAAGUCAUCCUCUUCAAGCCCAUUACUAGACGCAACUCGGCACCUGUCUGCAUCCCCGAGCCCGAAACCAUCAGCCAGACAAGGACCCAACCUGCACCUGUCGACGAGUGGUUGAGACGCGCCACAUCACUAUCCGCCAGUCAGAACGCCGAAAAUGCGGGUUCGUUUAGCUUCCACUCUACACCCAAUCCCGGACAUAACGAGCAUCAUGUGGGACCCCCGUCCUUGAGCUCGUGGAACAUCGAGCGGGAGAGUGGGCCCCACGGUUUGAAACUUCUGAGCCCGAUAGAAGAAGUUGUAUCGACAUCCUUGGACGAACUCUCCAUCCACGAAAGCAAGGGCCCAAAAAUGACAACCGGGGCAAAUUCGACCAUAAUUCACGAGCUGCCUCCUCGAGCCACGACGGUGCCCUCGGCCCCUCUGCUACCGGACGAUGCCACCUGGCUGAGGGCAAAUCCGUCACUUAUGCCAGAUUACCGAGGCAUCAAGGUGGACGGUAUUCUUGGUGCGGGACCUACUGCACAGCCUCCAUACGUCGGCAUGAGUUCUUCCGAGUGGCUGUACUAUUAUAGGAAUUGUCAGAACACGGGCAGGGGUGGCCAUCAUUUGUCUCCGACAUCUUCAAAUUCAGAAAAAGGAAGAAAGUGGUUUGGAGUGUCUGAUUCAGAAUCAGAGCAAGACUCAACGAUCAUUGAGUUGGCUUUAGGUGAACUUGGCUCCAAAGAGCCAGGCACAUUGCCUCGUCCCGCUUCAGAGAAAGUAGAGGGGGUAAGAAUUUGGACCGAGGAAGUAACCAGUCCUAGUAAGGAGGGUUUGGGUGGAGCCUGGCCAAGUGGGGGUGCCGAUUCCUUGGGAAUCGGGUCAGGGGCAAGGGAGGAGGGUUGGGUGGGCUGGCAGAAGGUAGAGACGGAAGAGAAGAAGAAGAAGAAGGGCUAG